Planococcus citri (citrus mealybug) is the source of this 2502-nucleotide messenger RNA. RefSeq names its product galectin-4-like. NCBI's taxonomy places the organism in Eukaryota, Metazoa, Arthropoda, Insecta, Hemiptera, Pseudococcidae. The coding region runs from base 475 to 1494 and encodes 339 amino acids. The record is from RefSeq and is a predicted model, not a curated record. Gene Ontology annotation, molecular function: carbohydrate binding. The transcript has 6 exons.
AAUCUCGUUUUGAAGCAUGUCGUUUCUAGAAAAAAAUCUUAUCUCAGUUUUUUUUAUCUUAUCACUUCCUCCCUUUAACCCUUUCUUUCCAUAAACUUUCCAUCAAGUAAAACCAUUAACGUAAACAGAUUUCAAUACUAAUUAAAAACGUAGUAACUCGACAGUCGACACCUUCUACGUAUUUUACUUCAAUUAGUUCCUUCGUACAUCCAUUCAUAUUCAAUGAUGUGUGCCAUGUUUUUGUUUUUUUAUUCUCGUCUCGAGUCGCUAACUGCAUUCCUAUGAUCUCACCUCUCAUAUUCAUAUCCUUGUUUACCUCCAAAUACACUUUCUCUCUGCAUUUAUUAUUCGUAAUUCAACGUUAAUGUUGUUCUUAAUUAGCGAACAUUUAAAUAAUUUGUAACGUCGUAGAAACAUUUAUUAAUUUGCAACGAAGGAAAAUGAGAUAAUUUUGACGAUAUUUCAUUCAAUGAAAUGGAAGAAGAAGAAGCACUUUUGGGAGCUGAAUCUGUCGAUUCGACUGCCUUACCUUUUUAUAUGAGUCUACGCGAUCCUCUAACCGUUGGAAAUGCUAUCAUAGUGAAAGGCCAAGUAUUGGAAAAUGCUACUACAUUUGCCGUCAAUUUUUGCUCCACAAUCUCUUGUUGCUUAUUCCGCUACAAUAGUGGUAAAGAUAUUGCAUUUAGCCUACGUCCCUAUUUCGAUAGACGAUGCGUAGUCAGAAACUCGACCCAUAAAUUAAAAUGGCAAACCGAAGAAGUGGCCGGAAAUCGAGAUUUUCCUCUAUCUCGUAAAGACGAUUUCUGUAUCGAAAUAUUCAUCGCUGCUAAGGAAUUUUUUGUGGCCAUUAAUGGGCUUCAUUUUUGUACGUUUUUAUUGAGGACUGCUUUGAGCUCGAUUAAUUCUAUCGAAGUUCAAGGAGACAUAAAAAUAGACGGGGUAUCUAUCAAUUCUAGUCAAGAAGUUUAUCCUUCACAGUCAAUCACCCAAGUACAGACUGCUCCGAAUGCUUUUCAUGUUGUUAAUUUUGAUAGCAAUUCUUUCAACUGUCGUGAUUCAAAAUUACCGUUGAUAUUCGCUCUAUCGAAAACACUUCAGAGUGGUAAUAUCAUCAAGAUCGAAGGCAGAGUUAAAAUGUUACCUUAUUCGUUUCUAAUUAAUUUACAAAAUAGCGAAUCGAGAUUACCACAUCCGAACAUCCAACUUCAUGUAAACGGUCGUUACAAUUAUUCUCAGAAAAAAUCGACCAAAAAUUUAUUAGUAUUGAAUAGUUGGAUAAACGAAGCAUGGGGUACUGAAAAAACAUUGACCAGCGGUUCCCUUCCGAUGCCUGGAAAUGAUUUUGUAAUCACUAUAAACUGUAAAGAAGAUCAUUUUAAAGUACAUACGCACGAGUAUAUGGCUUUAGAUUUUCCAUAUCGUUCUCCUUUGCAGGAUGUUAAAUUUAUUCAUAUUCAAGGCGAUAUUUUUGUACAUUCUGUGACGUUUUCGUAGUGUUUUACGAAUAGUUUUUUUUCCCCCUUCAAAAACGCUUCAAAUGCUAGAAGUAUUUUGCGCUUUUAAACUAUGCUUUUAUUUCUCAUUCAUUAGGCUUAGAUAUCUACCUUCGCUAGGUUGUGCAUUUUUGUUCGAGUCGUUUUUCCAAAAGUCAAAAGAUCGGGAACAAUGAUACAAUUUCAACUGCCUGUAAUAUUAAAUCGUGAUACCUUAUAUUCUUAAAUGGAUUCGCUUAAUGUAUCUGAUAUCGAUUUGCAUUUUUUUUAUACCGGUGAAUUUUCUCUAUAUUUACUUCGCGUAUCGUAUUGACGAAAAGUUUACCUUUUGAUUUUUUACAAUUUUUUAAUAUGGAUUUUUUUGUCGUUAUAAAUCUGUUUGUGUCUUGAAGAAACUCAGGUAUAUGUGUCACUGAAAUAGUUAAACGAACCGUAUUACUUUACGUUCGAGUUUUACGGUUUUAUUAUUUCUUUUCUUGUUACGAAUUUUAGCUUGUUACCAUGUUUACUAUGUUCCUAAGUAAUUAAGAAACUUUUUUAAUGCAUCGUAAUUAUUUAUUCUUCUACAUCACAUUCUUCAAUUUUAUUGUUUUUCAUUCUAUCGUAAAAUUCCGUCCUAAAGAUGGGUAUUUUUGAGUAAUAUAUUAUUGUACGAAUGUUUGGACCUUUUUACGGAUAAAUUGACUUGUCGUUUUCGUUCAUUUUUUUCUGUCUGCUUUUCUUGUAUUGUAAAAUAGUAUGUUUGAAUACAUUUUGUUUGUAAUUUAUGUUUAUUUAUAUAUGCGUCAGAUCUGCAGAAUUCCAUUAAUUAUUUAGGAUAAUUUUAGUAUCUGUUCGUUUAUUCGUUGUUAUUAUAUUGUAUUAUGUACGAACACCUCUGAACUCUGUGAUGUCAUUGCAGUAAUACGAGUAUAUCUAUUGCACAACGACAUAAUAUUUGAUACGUAGUUCAUAAAUUUUCACGUUAUACUUUAUCAUCAUCGAAAUAAAAUUAUAAAUAUUUUGUUAA